AUGGUGCUGGCAGUACAAUUGAAAAAUCUGUUUAUUCAGAACUUGGAAAGUGGGGUGCACUUGAAUACUGGCCGCAUUAAAGGUGCUUCCGUUUUAUUAGUGCAAUUGAUGGAGAAAAAAUUAUUGUAUCUUCCAUGUCGCCACCACAUUUUUGAGGUAGUUUUGAGAUUUAAUAUUAAUGAUCAACUUUUGCAUACCAAUCCAGAAUUAUGGAGUAAUAACGAAGAAUAUUUAAAGAGUAAAAAGAUUGUGGACGGAUUAAAAGUUACAAAUGAUACAGCAGAAAGGGGUGUUAAAUUAAUAACAGAUUACAACUCAUGUAUUACAAAAGAGGAAGAUCACAAAUAA
Messenger RNA from Helobdella robusta, 348 nucleotides. RefSeq lists its product as hypothetical. Lineage: Eukaryota; Metazoa; Annelida; Clitellata; Rhynchobdellida; Glossiphoniidae. The record is from RefSeq and is a predicted model, not a curated record. Bases 1 to 348 code for a protein of 115 amino acids. The transcript is spliced from 2 exons.